This is a messenger RNA of Microcebus murinus (gray mouse lemur), 3626 nucleotides long. RefSeq names its product pannexin 3 (gene PANX3). Gene Ontology annotation, cellular component: plasma membrane. Gene Ontology annotation, biological process: monoatomic cation transport; positive regulation of interleukin-1 production; cell-cell signaling. Lineage: Eukaryota; Metazoa; Chordata; Mammalia; Primates; Cheirogaleidae. The record is from RefSeq and is a predicted model, not a curated record. Gene Ontology annotation, molecular function: wide pore channel activity.
AAUUGUUGUGUAGCUAUAAAACAUAAAAAAGUGAAUUUCUGAUACAUAUGACAACAUGAAUGAAUUUCAAAAUUAUGUUGAACAGACAAUCCAGACACAAAAAAUACAUGCAUAUGAUUCCAUUUAUACAAAGUACAAAAACAGGCAACAAAAUGGAUGGUUCUUCUAAAUAUAAUGUGGCACAAAAGAAAGACACAAAAAAGUAUAGACAGGUGAUUCCAUUUUUAUAAUAUAUUAGAAAGGCAAAGCUAAUCUACACUAUUAGAAAUUAGGACAACAAUUAGCUUUUGGGAAAAGAUAGUUAUUAGAAAGGAGCACAAGGUGGUUUCCAGGAUGCUAUUAAUGUUCUGUUUCUUGGCCAGAUGAAAAUGUAUUGAACUGCACACAAGAUAUAUGCAUAUUAACAUAUGUGUAUUAUACUUCAAUGAAAAUGUAUUUUUAAAAAGCAAAAGAAUAUACAUGCACAUAAACCAAUAAUAAACAUUUGGCAAAAACACACAAUUAUGUGUGUUUUAUUUAUAAAAGAUAUAGAAAUGGAAAUAUCCUCUCAGUAACAGGGAAUAGAAACAAAGGAUCCCUUCUGCCGUUCCCACGCCUAGAUCACGCCAGUUACACACAGGGCAGCUCUGAAUCAGAGUUAGCCUCUAGACUGUGGGAUGGGGAGAGAGGAAGCCCCAACCCAUACCUGUGGGGCCAGGAAAAAUAUUCAAAUAGAGGCCCACAUACCAUAUACCUAAAAAAUUAAAAGUUACAAACCAAGUAACAAACUGUUGAAUAAAAUUCUGUAUGUUCUACCUGCCUACCCUGACAUAUCACACACAUACAUAUAUAUAUACAACCUUCAUAAUGAUCAGGAAUGCCAGGCUCAAAUUUAGAAUCCUCAGACUCUCCCAGGCCCCUGGCCCAAUCCCUGUCUCUUUCCAACCCAGCUAAGUAUCACACUGCAAAAAAACCUCACAAUUGCAUGGGGGUCUACCCCAGGACUUCUAAAUUCAAUCCAAAUCCCCACAACCAGCCAUUCCUUAGGCCUACAAGUGCAUACUGGCAGCACAAUCUUCCCUGGGAGAAUGUCCCUGAGGAAGAGGCCCACACAGGUCCUGGAGGCAGGCUGGGGCCUGUGGGCAGGGUAUUACAGAGACCCACGCACAAGAAGAGUGGUUUAGAGUGGGUGCAUAGGCCUGAGUGAACACAUCCCUUGGCCCCAUGGACUCACUGCCUCAUAGGAAGGACACAGCCACAGGGGACCAGAGUAAAGGCCAGCUUAAGGGCCUAUACUGCCAAGUUUAAGAGCAAUACUAGAUACAAGAGUACCUUAUUCUCCACCCAAACAAUCCCACCAAAAGAGCUGAUAUUUGCCCUACACUUUAGUUUACAAAGCACCUGCACACACAAUACUUUUAAUCAAUCCCACAACUUUGUAAGAUUGUAACAUACUUCCAUUUGAGAGAUGAGAAAACUGAGCUAAAAAUGACUUGCCUGAAGUCACACACACAAAAAAUGAGCACUCCUCGGUCUCCAGUGGAGGAGUCUUUUCUCUAAUUUCAAAGGUACUCAACAUGGCAUGCAUCCCCCAGCUCUCUAGAGAACUGAUGGGCUAAAAAGGAACUUAAAAUUAUAAGUACAUAGUUGAAAUAUUUUGGAAAAAAAAAAAACAGAGUCAGAAAAGGACAUUUAACACCAAAUACAGAGCAAUUUCUGGGAAAAAAACCUGGGCCCAGAGCAAAAAUCAUCACUGGGACAAAGACUACUAUGUAGCGGUAGCAAUCCUAGCUGGGUCUUGGGGGCUCCAUUCCCACUCCAAACCACAAAAUGAGGGCCUACAACACAUUUAAGGAAUCCCCACCCAAAUUCCACACCAAUUACAUGGGGGGUGGGGGGGUCUGGCUCCACAGCCCUCCUUCUCUCCACCACUCUGCUGAAAAUACUUUAUUAAUGAGAGGGCGACAUAAAGCCACAGGACACCAUCUGCUCAGAGGCAAUCCAGAGAGAGAGCAGCCUGGCACCACCCCAGGUGAAGCCUGACCCUCCUCCAGCAAGGACCCACUAAGGCCAUGCCUCCCUCUAAUUACUAAGUGUCUAGCUCAGGACCUGGGAAGUUAUUUAGAGAACCAUCGCCUGCUCCUUGCACAGAUUAUCCAUGACGCAGCAGGCACUGUCUGCUCGCAGCCAGCUGCCUGAAGCUGCCAUCUCCUCACUCCAGUAUCCCGGGAUCCCUUCUGCCGCCUCUGCACCCUCAAGUUCAGCAGCAUCAUGUCUCUUGCAAACACAGCUGCGGAGUACAUGCUCUCCGAUGCCCUGCUGCCUGACCGCAGGGGUCCCCGCCUCAAAGGCCUGCGCCUGGAACUGCCCCUGGACCGGAUGGUCAAGUUUGUAGCCGUGGGCUCCCCGUUGUUGCUGAUGUCUUUGGCAUUCGCCCAGGAGUUCUCCUCUGGGUCUCCGAUCAGCUGCUUCUCUCCCAGCAACUUCAGUGUCCGGCAGGCUGCCUAUGUGGACAGCUCCUGUUGGGACUCACUGGUCCACCAUGAGCAGGACAAGCCUGGCCAGUACAAGAUGAAAUCUCUCUGGCCCUACAAGGCGCUUCCCUACUCCCUGCUGGCCUUGGCCAUGGUCAUGUACCUGCCAGUUCUGCUGUGGCAGUAUGCGGCCGCACCAGCACUCAGCUCAGAUCUGCUGUUCAUCAUCAGCGAACUGGACAAAUCCUAUAAUCGCUCCAUCCGCCUGGUGCAACACAUGCUGAAGAUCCGGCAGAAGAGUUCCGACCCCCAUGUGUUUUGGGAUGAGCUGGAGAAGGCUCGGAAAGAACGAUACUUUGAAUUCCCUUUGCUAGAGCGGUACCUGGCAUGUAAGCAGCGCUCACAUUCACUAGUGGCUACCUACCUCCUGAGGAACGCCCUCUUGCUCCUCUUCACCUCAGCUACUUACCUGUACCUUGGCCACUUCCAUCUGGAUGUCUUCUUCCAGGAAGAAUUCAGCUGCUCCAUCAAGACAAAGCUGCUAAGCGAUGAGACCCACAUCCCUGAUCUGAUCACAUGUAGGCUGACCUCCCUGUCCGUUUUCCAGAUUGUUAGCCUCUCUAGUGUGGCAAUAUACACCCUGUUGGUUCCAGUGAUAGUCUACAACCUCACACGGCUAUGUCGGUGGGACAAACGACUCCUAUCCAUCUAUGAGAUGCUUCCAGCUUUUGAUCUCCUCAGCAGAAAGAUGCUGGGAUGCCCCAUCAAUGACCUCAAUGUGAUCCUUCUUUUCCUCCGAGCUAACAUCUCUGAGCUCAUCUCUUUUAGCUGGUUGAGUGUCUUAUGUGUGUUGAAGGACACAACCAGCCAGAAGCACAACAUUGACACAGUGGUCGACUUCAUGACUUUACUGGCUGGCUUAGAACCCACAAAACCUAAACACCUCACCCAUCAGGUGUGUGAUGAACACCCAUAGUUAAGAAACCAUGGAGCAAGAAAAUCUGUGAAAAAAAAGUAUCUCUCCUUCCUCACAAGCCACACCUACUAAAACAAAAAAUAUAUAUACACUUUAGAAUUGCUAAGCUUAAUUCAGCUGAAUCAUCUAUCCUAUAUCAUGUUAUCCUAAAGGUGAGAAGCUGCAAUAAAGACAUGGAAGUAAAAUACGAAAGCUGG